GACUGAUGAGACGAAUUUUAAAAUUUUAAUUUUUUCGAAAAUGAAUGACUGGUUGCAUUGUAAUAAAUGUUCCACAAAGUUUCAGCCUCCUAUGAAGUUAUUUUUGUCAGAAUGCGGUCACAUAUUUUGUGAAAAAUGUGGAGAAAAUAUAAAAGAGUCCAAAUGCCUUAUAUGUGAUAAAACAUCCAAUUUCAUUCCUAUAUCUAAAGAUAUGGACAUAAGUGUACAACAAUUUUUCAUUCCUCUCGAUCUGCAAAUUAAAAAAUUGUCAGAGGUGUACAAUUUUCAAAUGCAACACAGAAUGAGAAUGUUUCAAACUUUAGCUCAAAAGUAUGCCUUUGCUAAAAAAGAAUGUAUCAAUGUCCACAAUAAAAAUAAAAAUUUAUUGAGGGAGAACAGAACGUUGAAGAAUAUGUUGAUGUCUGCCACUCGAAAUAAUAACCUGCCAUUCCUAACAAGUACUCCGGCUUUAACCAACGAUACUUCUCAAAUGGAUGAUAUGUCAGUUGUAUCUUCAAUACCGCCAUUUACCCCAAGUGUGUCAUCUAGACCUGGUCACUUACAGAGAAUUCAAAACAAUGAUAGCAACAUUAGAGCUUCACAUUAUCCUCCGGUGAGUACCUAUAAUAAUUGAACUCUAGUAACAGAU
Molecule: messenger RNA, 649 nt
Organism: Leptinotarsa decemlineata (Colorado potato beetle)
Lineage: Eukaryota; Metazoa; Arthropoda; Insecta; Coleoptera; Chrysomelidae
Gene: nenya
Product: nenya
Biological process (GO): protein sumoylation; reciprocal meiotic recombination; homologous chromosome pairing at meiosis
Cellular component (GO): synaptonemal complex
Molecular function (GO): SUMO transferase activity
Source: RefSeq, a predicted model, not a curated record